AUGUUAAAUAAGGCACCGACUCCUUGUGAAGGAAACGAUGAUUGCUUGGAUUUCGGUAACGACUCUACAUGUGGUGAAGAUGGUUUUUGCAUAUGUAACUCCAGUAAAAUUUGUAUAGGCAAAACUGGCGUGGUUGUCACAAAAGUUGGGUUGGAAUGUGUGCGUAACAACGAUUGCAAGAUUGAACAAGCAGAAUGUAGCGACGGUAAAUGUAUGUGCAAGACUGAGCAUGUGGCAUCGCCUGAUGAAAAAACUUGUUUAAAAAUUUCAGAAGGAAUCGGAAGCAGUUGUGAAGACAGCGUGCAAUGUUACUCAAAGAUUCAAUUCAGCGGUUGUCAACAUAAUAAAUGUGUGUGCCAACAGCAUACUCAUGAAUACAAUGGGUCAUGUUACAGAGACGUUGAACUAGAUCAAAAUUGUAAUAACGAUGGCGAAUGUGCCUUCGUACCUUUCUCAGAAUGCCUCAAUUCAAAAUGCAGUUGUAUGAAAAGGUACGUUGCAAGCAUUAAGGGUUCUAGGUGUCUUCCAUUGGCUGAAGGAUUAAGGUCAUCCUGUGUAGAUAACGCUCAGUGCACUGAGAUAUUAGGAAGUGGAUCAGAAUGCUCGAAAGGAAUCUGCGAUUGCAAAGAAAUGUAUCAGUUCAACAAUAAAACAAAUAAAUGCAUCAUAGAUAUACUUCUCGGAGAGAUUUGUCAAAAACACAGCGAUUGUCACGAACCUCUUCGGGAAGCAAGUCGCUUGGAAUGCAUUUUAGGCGAAUGCAAAUGUAAAUCUUUCUACACAGAGGUGAAUGGGUACUGCAUAAGUUCAUCGGAGAAUCAGAUCCAUUCAUUGAUAAUAAUUAUUUUUCAUGUGGUAUUUCUACGGAUAUUCUUAUAGUACUUCUA
This is a messenger RNA of Anoplophora glabripennis (Asian longhorned beetle), 887 nucleotides long. RefSeq names its product prion-like-(Q/N-rich) domain-bearing protein 25. The record is from RefSeq and is a predicted model, not a curated record. NCBI's taxonomy places the organism in Eukaryota, Metazoa, Arthropoda, Insecta, Coleoptera, Cerambycidae. Bases 1 to 879 code for a protein of 292 amino acids. The transcript is spliced from 6 exons.